AUGAUCCACCCUACUUUCGAAGCCUCACCACAAGUACCUCUUAGCUGCAACGGAUCGCAAUUCGGUAUUAUUGCAAUGCAAACACAACCUGAGCCUGAGACUGAAGUUACUGGUCAAAGUGACCAUGGUCCUGGUGGAGCAAAUAUACAUGGUAGCAUGGAGAAUAGCAAUAUUCUUCAUGGAUGCUAUACACCAGGAAAUCAAUUGCAGCCUAUGUUAAGGGAUGACAUACCAGGUCUACGGGGUAGCCCUGAUAUUAGUCUAAUAGAGACUAUAGGUCAUCCAUCGGAGGAGAUGUAUUUGCGUGAUGAGACCCCACGAGCAGGUAUCUGGGAGUUGCAUAUCGGGCCCGACGCCAGCACAGUCAAUGUACACGAUUUCAAUCUUCCAUCAGGCAUGAUGGAUCCCCUUGGCGGGACCCCAGACGGCUACGAGUUGCAUAUCGGGCCCGACGCCAGCACAGUCAAUGUACACGAUUUCAAUCUUCCAUCAGGCAUGAUGGAUCCCCUUGGCGGGACCCCAGACGGCUACGAGUUGCAUAUCGGGCCCGACGCCAGCACAGUCAAUGUACACGAUUUCAAUCUUCCAUCAGGCAUGAUGGAUCCCCUUGGCGGGACCCCAGACGGCUACGAGUUGCAUAUCGGGCCCGACGCCAGCACAGUCAAUGUACACGAUUUCAAUCUUCCAUCAGGCAUGAUGGAUCCCCUUGGCGGGACCCCAGACGGCUACGAGUUGCAUAUCGGGCCCGACGCCAGCACAGUCAAUGUACACGAUUUCAAUCUUCCAUCAGGCAUGAUGGAUCCCCUUGGCGGGACCCCAGACGGUCACGAGUUGCAUAUCGGGCCUGAUGCUAGUCCCAUCAACUUGAAUACACAAGGUGUUCAUCAUGGAGAUAACCUAGUAGAUAUAUCACACGGAUUUUGGAGUCGGCUUGGGGAGUCGGAGAGCUUAAUGGAUCCUAGUAACGAUGAAACAUCCAAAGAUCUAUCCUCAACAACCCCAUCCCAUCCGCUGACAGCCCGUCAUUCUGUUCCUGUUACUUAA
This is a messenger RNA of Penicillium angulare, 1044 nucleotides long. RefSeq lists its product as uncharacterized. The transcript has a single exon. The record is from RefSeq and is a predicted model, not a curated record. The coding region runs from base 1 to 1044 and encodes 347 amino acids. NCBI's taxonomy places the organism in Eukaryota, Fungi, Ascomycota, Eurotiomycetes, Eurotiales, Aspergillaceae.